AUGACGAGAAAUGUUUCCGGGGCUUUAACGAAAUACGCUGGCAAACUUCGUGAUGUUUCUGUCGAUAAUGAAACGAAGCUACGGAUACUCAUGAAACUCGAUCGAGUUUCGGUUGAACUUGGUCUGAUUUCGGAUACUGGAAUAGGACGGGCUGUUAGAAGCCUUUCAUCUGAACAGAAUGAAAUCGGGAAACUGGCUAGAAAUCUCGUCAGCAAAUGGAGAAGUCUCCUUAAAGAGCAUAUAGGCAAAACCCAGACUUCUGAUUCGGCUAUCGAUCCGAGUGUAGAAAACGAAAGGCGAGAGUUUCCUUCAAAGAAAACUUCGAUUGCUUCGAAACCCUUGGAUGCAAACAAACCAGAACUUUCCAAGCCUCCUCAAUCACCGGUAGCCAGAUCUUUAAAACGGAGCAGUUCUAUUUCCUCUCCUUCUUUGGACUCAUCAUCUGGACUUUCUUUUGAAGCAGCUCUAAGUUUGUCUGUUCCCGUCAAAAAGAAACCAAAACGGUCAAAAUUACCAGCAACAUCAGCUACACCUUCAAACACGAACAACAAUGGAAAAAAUAGUAAAGAAUCUGACACACAAAAUCCCGGUCAAUCUUUUACGGAAGAAAUUCUUAAAUCCCUUGCUGAUCCCUUUGAACGUCCCGAUGUACAGCCUGCUCCUCAGCGAUCUUCAGAACCUUGCACUUCCUUUGUUAACCUUGACGAUGAUGGUGACUUGAAAUUCCGCUCCAAAAAAGUCAUUUGGGCACCUCGGAUUAAUCGACAAAAUGCCAAAGCACAAGAGUCCCUGACUGCUGAUGUAAGCCAUCGAUCUUCACCCCCAAAACUCCUUGACCUCUGUGUCACGGCACUCUCUAAGAAUGUAUCAAUGAUUGAUCAUGUUGGCCUAGUUCCCUAUGAAAUCUUUGCACCUGUUCUUAAAGAUGCUUCUACUGAUGAUCUCUAUCGGAUCGAGAAGUGUAAUCCGCACGAAUAA
Messenger RNA from Rodentolepis nana, 978 nucleotides. NCBI's taxonomy places the organism in Eukaryota, Metazoa, Platyhelminthes, Cestoda, Cyclophyllidea, Hymenolepididae. The record is from the annotation of a GenBank genome assembly.